UGCGGGAACACAAAGACGUCCGCUUGUUGGUCGGUCGCAACAUGUAGAAGAAGGAAGCACCGUGCGGUAGGGCUCGAGUCUCUGUAGCAGCUGGAAGAUAUCCGAGCUGAAAUUCGCCCGGCUGGCAGCUCCUCAUUCUCACUUUUGCCAGCAACUGCCAAGCAGCUUACUACUCCACCACCUCCACCCCACUCUCCAUCUAGUAUCAUGAAGGUCUUCGGCUUCCUCGCUGCUGCUCUUGUCAUCGCCGUCGCUGCCGGCCAGAGCACCUCCACGGCUGCCUCGACUGCCUCGUCGGCUGCUGCCACGACGGCCACCACCUCGGCCGCCACCUCGACCGCUUCGUCGGCCGCCACGGACGCUGCUGCUACGACCGCCCCUGCUGCCGCUGGCUCGGCUGCUGCCGGCUCGACCGUGAGCGGCACGGUCGGCACGACCUCGGGCUCCUCGGACGCCGCCACCACCUCGGGCUCCAGCGGCACCACCACGACCUCUUCGGGCUCGUCGGACGCCACUACCUCGGGCUCCACGGCUUCGUCGGAGGCUUCGGCUUCGGCUUCGGGCUCGUCGGGUGCCGCCUCGGUGGCUGCUGGCAGCGUCGCCGCUGUGACCGCCGCCGUCGUGACCUACUUCCUGUAGGCGCCUGGAGUUGUAAUGUUGCAAAUGCGCAGUUCCGCGUGACGUGCUCGUUGCUUGAAUAGAGUUCAUUGCGACAAACUAGCAGCGGGCACGUAGUCUCCCCUGCAUGUUUGAGGAGCGCAUGGUGCUUCUCCAGUAACGAUAAAAAUACAAAAAAUACCUGAAAAAUAACUCGAUCUUUUGAUAAGAUAUCGGUGAGUGACACAGAACGAUUAUCGUUUGCAAUUUGAUGCCAUCCCAA
This is a messenger RNA of Phytophthora nicotianae INRA-310, 880 nucleotides long. RefSeq lists its product as hypothetical. Bases 208 to 639 code for a protein of 143 amino acids. The transcript has a single exon. The record is from RefSeq and is a predicted model, not a curated record. NCBI's taxonomy places the organism in Eukaryota, Oomycota, Peronosporomycetes, Peronosporales, Peronosporaceae.